ACGGUCGCAACAACCGAGACAGACAACACGGCAGCACGACGCAAUACUAAUCAUUGCUGUCGAAAGUUUUUGGAGCAUGUGGAAUAUCUGCGACGCUUCAAGUCCAUGAUAACUUUCUUACAGCCUCAAUUUGUAAAUAUAAAAAGGACUCACAGGACCUCCAUAAAACAGGACCUUCUCAGGUAAAAGCCAUGACCCAAACACCCAAACAAGUGACAACCAAUGAGCUCACACAGGACAACAAUCAAUCUGGAGAAGGCAACUGGAACUCAGAAGAACAAGAGGGCCUGGAAGUCAGCGGCCAGUGCAUAGCAGCACCUCAGUCAGCUGAAACGUUGCUUUACACCAGUUAUAAACAGAGGAGUGACGAGUUUCGGAAGUUAUUCAAAGAGGUGCCCGAGUCUGAGAAACUAAUUGCAGACUACACCUGUGCUCUCCAGAAGGAUAUCUUGUUACAAGGACGCAUCUACAUUACAGAGAAUUGUUUAUGUUUCUACAGUCAUGUUUUUCGUGGUACAAAAAUCAUGAUAAAUAUGCAGGACAUCAUUUCAAUGUCACGCGAGAAGACGGCAAAAUGGAUACCAAAUGCUAUCCAGAUCAGUACUAAUUCAGAGAAGAUAUUCUUCAGCUCAUUUUCAGCAAGGGAAAAAAGUUACCUGGGGAUAUUUCGGCUUUGGCAGAAUGUGCUAAUGGAAAAGAAACUGACCAAGUUGGAGCUGUUGCAGAUGGUUAAGCAGCAUUAUGGCAACGACUUAGGAUUGAGUCAUGAUGAAAUGGAAAGCUUUCAGACAUCAGUAGAUACCGUCACACCUACCGUGCCCAGUCUGAAUAUGCGUGGAGAGGAUUACACAGGGAGGCCAGAAAGGCCCACAUCGCUUCGUCUUCCCCAAGGGGAACUGAAUUCUUAUGAGGCCACCACACCGCAGGGAGACGAGACACAGUCCUCGGUUGGACUGCACAGCAUGCUCUCAGCAAAUGGAGGGGACGACACUCUCAGUACCCCGUCCCAUCAGCGCAGUCCAAAUCUGUCAUUAAACCGUUCAGGGUCUGAACGAGUGUCUAAACACUCCUCUCUUUCUCUGGAUCUAAAUGCCAAUGAAGACCAGCUCUCCGAUAACAGCAGAUCUGACAGCUUGGAAGAGGUGGAAGAACGUGAGACCGCGUCUACGGUGUCUCAGGGAAGGCUGUUUGUGAACAGGGUCUUUCACGUCAGUGCUGAGAAGAUGUUUGAGCUGCUUUUCACUGAUUCUGCUUUCUUGCAGAGGUUUAGGGAUAUCAGGAAGAUUAUAGGUGCAACAGCUACGCCUUGGCAAAGGGAGGCCUCUGGCGGUAUGAAAAGGACUUUGAACUACACUAUCACCAUGACUAACCCCUUGGCUGGCAAAUUCUCCACUGCCACAGAAACCCAGACACUAUUUAAAGAGUCGAGGGAGGGUCAGUACUACAUGAUAGAUUCUGAGGUCUACACACAUGAUGUCCCGUACCAUGACUACUUCUACACCCAGAAUCGCUACUAUAUCAUUCGCAACUCUAAGCACAAGUGCAGACUCAGGAUUUAUACUGAUGUCAAAUACAAAAAGCAGCCCUGGGGUCUUAUUAAAUCCUUCAUCACAAAAAACUCCUGGAGUGGCUUAGAAGAAUACUUCAGACACUUUGAGGCAGAGCUGCUAGAAGAGGAGGCAGAGUUGACUCAAGGAAGCGGAGAUGCUGGAAAGACGGGUGGUUUGCGCAGGAGGCGAAGAACUUACAGUCGCACCCUACAGGAACACAUGAAACCAGGGAAGCAGUACAGCACAGACUCAGAUCAGCAGAGAACUGGCACCAUGGGUGCCAUGGAUAUAAAGAACACAUCACACAGAUGGAACAUCACUUCGAUUGUAUUUGGGAUGAGCUUAAUACUUUUUGUUCUGGUGGUUCUGAACUUGGGGUUGUUCUUUAAACUUUGGGCCAUGGAAGAUGUUGCUCACCGUAUGUAUCUAAACACCAAGCAAAGAAUGAAGGAGAGAGUCGAGUCCAGUUUGGCACCUGACCUAGGACCCAGACAGGGUAUGCCACACAGAAGUCGAGAAGAAGCACAUUUACUGAGGACAGUACUGCAAGAUUCCAUUAAACUUCUAGAACAGCUACGCAGUUCUCUUGUGGUGCUUCAGCAGAACUUUCAGGUCUACAACAGAUCGUCCUCUCAGCUUUAAAUGGCAUUGAAUUUGGUGACCUGACAACACAAGGGUAUUCUUCCCAUAAGACUUGUCCUCGCUGAGGAGUGUUGCCAUAGGUACUGUCACCCCAGGGAAGGCUCGUAGCCAUGUUCAUCGUCUCUCUGGGUACUUUAUCGUUUUUUUUUUUUCAGUGCUGUUUUUGUCUUGGAGGGGAUCUGGUACACUGAAUUUUGCAAGUUUCCACAUGGAUGUACUAACUUGACCUUGAAUCUGAAGGUGAGAAGCAACAGUGCGUUUUGUUAUUCUUCAAAGUUGCUCAAGUUAAACAUUAAAGUAACAACAGCGUAGCAGGCUGAAGUACGAGGGCGUCUCACAAUCAUGUUUAGAACUGCUGGAUGCUGAUUUGAUGGACACAAUGUUUCUGGACUGCAACAGAAGCCUUAUAAAACUAAAAAGUCUCAGAUUUAAUGGAUUCGGUGCAUUUGCACAGGGUCUUCACUUUAAUUAUGAAGGGGGCAAUGCAGGCCCAUUGCCUCUAGCUUGCAUUAAAGAUCUGCCUAAUAUUUAGUCAUGUGGCCUUUUUGUCUUGAUUUAGAUAAUGUUCUUGUCUUAAGAUACCUCUGAGAAUUUGUAAAUGAUUGCACCUUACAACCUUUUUGAAGCAGGGAUCACUAAUGACGAAUGAUUGUGCUUAUUGAAAUUGUAGAAUGUUUGUAGGUUCUGAAUGUUCAUCAGGAUUUUAGUAACCGUACAGGUUUGUGUGAAGAUGAAAUAUUUGAAGUUUACCGUAAAGGAUGAGUAGUGAGGUUUUAAAUUGUUUACACUUGUCUUUAAAAUACCACUGUUGUUCAACUUUUAGGGACUGUAUUGUCACUGUGAAAUACAUUUUUGACACGUUCAUAUCAAUUCUUUACAAUGGGAAAAGUGUGGUAAAUUAUCAGGAGAGAAUGUAAUUCUCAAGUGUUUAAUUCUUUCACAGAAAAAUAUGUAAAGGGGUGGAUGUGUAUAGAUCUCUAUUUUUUUCUGCAUAGAUUGAAAAUUUUCUUUUGAAAUUUUUAUAAAAUUUCUUCUGAACCUAUUUAUAAAUAAAAUUCCAAUGGCAUUAA
This is a messenger RNA of Labeo rohita (rohu), 3262 nucleotides long. RefSeq names its product GRAM domain containing 1c (gene gramd1c). The record is from RefSeq and is a predicted model, not a curated record. Lineage: Eukaryota; Metazoa; Chordata; Actinopteri; Cypriniformes; Cyprinidae. Gene Ontology annotation, molecular function: sterol binding; sterol transfer activity. Gene Ontology annotation, biological process: intracellular sterol transport. Gene Ontology annotation, cellular component: endoplasmic reticulum membrane; plasma membrane; endoplasmic reticulum-plasma membrane contact site. The coding region runs from base 192 to 2192 and encodes 666 amino acids. The transcript has 18 exons.